Molecule: messenger RNA, 1021 nt
Organism: Meloidogyne enterolobii
Lineage: Eukaryota; Metazoa; Nematoda; Chromadorea; Rhabditida; Meloidogynidae
Source: the annotation of a GenBank genome assembly
UAAGCUUCAAAUAAGCUUCAAACUAUUUUCUUCACUUAUUUCUCAAAUAAUUAACUCCCCAAAAAUGCUAACAGCGGAUAACAGAAGAGUGGGAAGAUGGUACUUUGGCGGUCUCGCUGGAUGCUGUGCUGCAUGUUUCACACACCCCUUAGAUUUGCUUAAAGUACACUUACAAACACAACAAGAAGGAAAACUUUCACUUCCACAGACGUGCAAAAAAAUAUACAAAUCUGACGGAUUGUUAGGCUUCUACAAUGGCUUGUCCGCUUCACUAUUACGUCAGUUAACGUACACAACUACUCGUUUUGCAGUCUAUGAAACAGUUAAAAUGCAGUAUUCUGAAGGAAAUUUGUCUUUUAUUCAGAAAAUGGCUUUGGCUGGGGCUGCAGGAGCUGUUGGAGGUGUUGCCGGUUCCCCAGCCGAUUUAAUUAACGUUAGGAUGCAGAACGAUAUUAAAUUGCCUGCCAACCAGAGAAGGAAUUAUAAAAAUGCGAUUGAUGGGAUUAUUAGAAUGAGCAAGGAAGAAGGCGUCGCUAAACUUUUCAAUGGGUGUACAAUGGCAACUGGAAGAGCUAUUUUAAUGACUAUUGGGCAAUUGUCUUUUUAUGAUCAAAUUAAACAGAUGCUAAUAAAAGCAAAUUUGGCAAAAGACAAUAUCUACACCCAUUUGUUUUCUUCUUUCCUAGCGGCUUCUGGUGCGACUGUUCUUACUCAACCUAUGGAUGUAUUGAAAACGCGUUUAAUGAAUGCACCACCUGGUCAAUUUAAAGGUUUAUUGGAUUGCUUUUUGUAUACAGCAAAAUUGGGGCCGCUUGGAUUCUUUAAAGGCUUCUUCCCUGCGUGGGUUAGACUUGCUCCACACACAAUUUUGCUUUUUGUCUUCUUCGAACAAUUUAGAAUGCGGUUGGGAUAUAUUCCUGAAGAGAAGCUAAAGUCUAUAGAGAAAGAGGUUUUUUUUAACAAUUUUUUAAAGACACCCAAAAAGGAAUGGGAUCAAAUGUCAUCUGACCCUCCCACUUGA